Molecule: messenger RNA, 1246 nt
Organism: Colletotrichum destructivum
Lineage: Eukaryota; Fungi; Ascomycota; Sordariomycetes; Glomerellales; Glomerellaceae
Exons: 1
Coding region: 1-1026 (341 amino acids)
Source: RefSeq, a predicted model, not a curated record
AUGAACAAGUACGUCGAAGCCCCAGUUUUCGUCCCUUCGGCCGCCACCAGGCACGAUACGAUGAGCGCCUCCCCUGAGGGUUCGUCACCGAACCGGCCUUCGCUUCGAACUUACUAUAAUGAAUCCGACGUUUCCUACCCCAUAUUAACGCCGUCGCCUCUCAGGCCGACAUUGAGUCUAGGAUGCACGAGUCCGAGGAGCAGCAUGAGCACAAACACCAAGCAGCAGCAGCAGCAGCAGCAGCCUGGGUGGUCGGCCUUUAUGUCUCCAAACUCGUUCGAGCAACUGUACACUGAGAAGGCCUAUCUGACGGCUUCACUUGAGACCCAGGGUGAUAAGGAAGUGAGCCUCAUGAGGAGGCUAUCCAUUCUGCAGGAGAAGAUCGACAACGGGUUGCCAUCCGACGAGCGACGCCGGUCGCGGAAGAAGACUGCCUUGCUGAAGAGCAAGAUCAUGGAGGCAGCGGCGCAGAAGAAGACUAUUCUCCUCAGGCUCGGCGACAUCUACGUGGCGCUCCAGAGCCGGGAGACGUGGGUGCAGGUUCAGAGCGAACUCUACGAGCGACGGCGCUCCUGGUGGUCCACAGACUCGCCCGGUACCGCCUACGAGACGACGCCCUCGGACGUAGCGUCCAUGAUACCGACGCCAUUGAACGCCGCCUCGCCCAUGUUCUUCCCCAUGGGCUGCCAUUCAUCCUACGGCACGUGGGAGGCCAUGACGCCCUGCUGCGAGUCUCUGGUGCAGGCUUCGCAAGAUGGUUCGCCGUACGAGUCUUGGCCAGAGGGCAAUGGGGUCGUCGGCAAUCGCGCAGAUGAGCUGGCAAACCGCGGCUUACGGUUCGAGUACAGACCCCAGACAUCGCUUCAGUACGGCAACGUAGACGGGAAUCAUCAGCCUUUCUUCAAUGAGAUCAGUCCCCGCCGGCCCAACAGGAGAAUGAGUCUCCCAUCGUUAAAGUGUUUUUGGCCAGGGUCCGAGAAGUCCGGUGGCCCACAAGUGAACACAGGCGAGCCCCGCAGAUUCUAGAAAAGCGACCAGAGGAACUGGGAAAACACGGUCUGUCCAGGGGAUGUUCAUCUUUCUUCUUCAAUAUCAUGUCCAUUGGGUAGGCUCAUGUACGGUAAACCGCAGCAAACGGCGUAGGGAAUCUUGUACUUUUAGUCACGAAACAAACGGUCCUUGGAACUCCUUGCAUCACUCUCUUGACUGCUCCUUUUCUUGAUUCGGCCACUGCUCGCAACCUGAU